Messenger RNA from Caenorhabditis bovis, 981 nucleotides. The record is from the annotation of a GenBank genome assembly. NCBI's taxonomy places the organism in Eukaryota, Metazoa, Nematoda, Chromadorea, Rhabditida, Rhabditidae.
AUGUCUGAACGUCUCUCGAACUGCGGCCAACUCCCUGAUAUUUCAAAGCCGCGAUGGAACCAAGAUCUUUUCGAGGGAAGAAUGUAUCACUUUUUUAGCACCGCUAAUUGCUUGAAUUUAUUCGCAUCGAAUAAAAAGCUGGAAGAAGCACGAAAAAUAGUCGUAGAUUACAACCAGGGAAAAUUGGAUCCACACAUGACGGUUGAUGAGUUGUGGAAAGCGAAAACAUUAUACGAUUCAGCUUUUCAUCCGGACACCGGCGAGAAAAUGUUCAUUUUAGGCCGAAUGAGUGCACAAGUGCCAUGCAAUAUGCUUAUUACUGGAGGAAUGCUGACAUUUUACAAAAAAUUCCAUCACAUUGUCUUCUUUCAUUGGAUUAAUCAAUCAUUUAAUGCAAUUGUGAAUUAUACAAAUCGGAGUGGACCUCAUAAAUCAAGCGAAAGGACGAUUUUAAUGUCGUAUUGCGCAGCAACGACGGGAGCUUUGGUAUCAGCAUUAUCAUUUAAUUUUGGGUUGAAGAAAUGGAAGAAUGCUCCACCAUUGUUGGCUCGUCUUGUUCCUUUUGCUGCAAUUGCUGUAGCGAAUGCUAUCAAUAUUCCAAUGAUGCGAAAUAAAGAAUUCAUUGACGGAAUUCCAGUAGAAGACGCUGCUGGCCGCACUCUCGGUUUCUCGACUGAAGCGCCGAAGCACGCAAUUCCACAAGUGGUGCUGAGCCGUGUUGGAAUGGCCACUCCAAACAUGGUAUUGGGUCCCAUCGUAUUCGACCGCAUGUCAAAAUGCUCCUGGUACCGCCCAUCCAUGGCAGCUCCACUUCAAGUCCUCAUUUGCGGAUUCAUGCUUGCAUUUUCAACACCAAUCUGUUGCGCUCUAUUCCCACAAAAGAGCAGCAUCGCAGUUAAGAAGCUUGAGAAGCCAUUACGCGAUCAGAUUCUCGCACUCCCCGAUCCUCCAACAUACGUCUAUUAUAACAAAGGACUUUAA